CAAACCCUGAUUCAGUCACUGUUGUGGAGUUAUCGAAGAACGGUCAUCAAAAUGGAGCUUAGAUUCCAGCCGACGAUGAUAGUAGCAGUCUUUCUGCUGACACUCGGAGCAGGGCGUAUUCUAGGUGAAAAUAUAUUUGAAGGCAGCCAACAGGAAGUUAAUGUAAAGUCAUUCUUGUCGGAAAUUUGUGAUCUCGAUUUGAACUUGUCGUUGAUGACUGUCAUUGUGAAAUCGUUCAGUGUUGAACAUAUUGAUCGUAACUUCGAGCAUGUUUGCUCGGAAGGGGUUCGUGGGUUGUUAAUCUGGAUUACUGCAGAGAAUUUCGCUAACAUUCCGGAUGUUGAUACCAACCUCAAAUAUGUCGGACGAGCGACAUCGUCGGAUGAUUCGUCUGGCUACUGUAUAUAUCAUCCGAUCAAUGGCACUUGCACCAGUGAACAAGGAGAGAAAAACUCUUUUGUGAUUCUCGGCGAAAAGUAUCCUGAACGAUAUGAACUGCGCGAAGUGGUGUACAAGAAAUGGACUAACUCAACGGUUCUGGGAUCACCAGUACUAGCCUACGCCACACUGAAAAACCGUGAUUCAUCGUACAAAUACAUCGACCAAGACAUUUCUUAUCUCUCCGAUACUCGCAUUGAGUAUCGGUUACCAGUAACGGUGGCAACCGGACUUCCACUGUCCGUUUACCGCGGUAAGAUCGAAACCUUCAAAGCACGUUCCGGCGAAACACACUACAGCAGAAUCUUUCAGACAAUUAACGCAGCUCGAUACAUGAGUCCCAACACGUUCGUGAACGUCACCGUAGUUGGCACCGAACAGAAAGCCUAUCGUGAGUUUCGAGCCAAGCUGGUCACAGUAUACACUGAUGAGGGAAGUUACGGUUGGGCUAGAAUAGUGACAUCUAUUGAAGGCUCGUCUGUAGAAACAUCUCUUGCGGAUACCACGCUUGAAUACAGCGCCGUAAUGAAGUUGGAAGAUGAAUCUCCGGAACUCAAGAAACCAACUCUCGACAACCCACACACCGAUCACCGAUAUCCGGGACAACCGAUCAUGAGCAAAACGGAGAACAUUCAUAUUCACAUCAACGAAAAGGAGCGCGGUCAAGUUUAUCCCGAAUUCCGACAGUACGCCAUCAUUGCGGGAGUUAUUUUGUUUUCGGUACUAGCAAUUGCCCUGUUGGACAUUACUCGACAAGUCAUCAGAAAUCGUCGUGCUAGAAAAUUGCACAUAGGAAAGUACAAAUACGCCAACGCUAGUUAGCAAAACAAAGGCUUCAGUGCUUUCUUUCGUGAAACAACCCACUAGUAACUACUCUUUGUAGCUAAGAUCCUAAUUUAUUAUUGCCAUUUGUUAAUCAAAAUUUCACUCUUAGAAAAUAAA
Malaya genurostris is the source of this 1380-nucleotide messenger RNA. RefSeq names its product enolase-binding protein-like. NCBI's taxonomy places the organism in Eukaryota, Metazoa, Arthropoda, Insecta, Diptera, Culicidae. The transcript has 5 exons. The coding region runs from base 52 to 1260 and encodes 402 amino acids. The record is from RefSeq and is a predicted model, not a curated record.